AUGGAACAAGAACAAGUCGGUCAUGUCCCUGCUGCUGGUAAAGCUAGAGGCUUGCGUGCUUGUCUUCUCUGCAGCAUUGUACAGACAGCGGCUGAAUUCCGCAAAUCCGGAUGCCCGAACUGUGAAGAGUUACUCGGCCUCAGGGGGAAUGUCGACAAAGUAUCUGAAUGCACCACAACUGCAUUCGAUGGGAUCAUAGCAAUGAUUAACCCUGAUGAAAGCUGGGUGGCACGUUGGCAGCGGACAGAAAAGUACGUCAAAGGCGUGUAUGCUAUUCGCGUCAGUGGGCGCAUACCACAUGAAGUGGAAGACGAGCUGGUGGAAAGGGGUAUCAACUAUCGACCGAGGGACUCCAUUCAAGAUUAG
Dacryopinax primogenitus is the source of this 366-nucleotide messenger RNA. RefSeq names its product transcription initiation protein spt4. Gene Ontology annotation, molecular function: RNA polymerase II complex binding; zinc ion binding. Gene Ontology annotation, biological process: regulation of transcription elongation by RNA polymerase II; mRNA processing; positive regulation of DNA-templated transcription, elongation. The record is from RefSeq and is a predicted model, not a curated record. The transcript has 3 exons. Bases 1 to 366 code for a protein of 121 amino acids. Lineage: Eukaryota; Fungi; Basidiomycota; Dacrymycetes; Dacrymycetales; Dacrymycetaceae. Gene Ontology annotation, cellular component: DSIF complex; nucleus.